AAAAACCUUGAUUAAAACCGGUGACCUUAAAGAACCGAAUAAAAUAUAACCAUCAUCCAUCAACAGUAGACGCAACCUCAAUUUCCUCCUUCGCACGAUCGUCCACGCAUCUUCCGUAUAGAUAAAGCUUCUUCGUCUCAGUGCGGUGUGAUUAGGGUUUUGAAUUUGAGUCUUUCAAAAGGGUUUUCUUCUUUUAUUGUAUCUAGUAGAGUCUUCAAUGGCAAAUCAAGGUGGUUUAAAGAAGUUUGGUUGGGUGAUAAAAGACUAGCGACGUCAUUGGUGUUGCUCUGUUCCAAUCCUAAUCGGUGACUCUUAUUGGCGUCUUGUUGCUCAUCCCAAUGGAAACCCUACUGGUUACUUUUCUCUGUUUCUGGAAGUUAAUUUGGAACUAUUUCCUUCUGGCUGGAGAAGAUACGUGGAUUAUCAAUUCACUAUAGUCAAUCAUAUUUCUGGGAACCAUUCCUUCAAUAAAAAAGGAUGGGGCUGGUUUGAUGAGAACACAAAAGUUUGCGGUUUUAGAGACAUGAUUCCCGUAUUCAACCUUAAUAACAUUCGUGGUGGAUUCUUGUUGAAUGGGGAGCUCACGAUUAUUGCUGAAGUUGAAGUUCAUGAAAUUAUUGACACGUUAAAUGCAUCACAAGUUGAAGAGUACUUUAGUGAUGAUUCCUCUGAAGAUUUUCAGAACAAAGAUAAUGUAAAUAUCGAAGUAAACGGCUUUCAGGUUCUUGAUUCGCAGGUUGAUCAGGUGAAUGUAAUCUUUGAGAAACAUCCAGAUCUCACGUCGAAUUUCAAUUUAAAGAAUCAACAUAUCAAGAAUGCUUACAUGCAUGCUCUUCUUGACCUAAUCAAGACACUGUCCAAAUCUACUAAGGACCUCACCGUGGAAGACAUGAACAAAGCAGACAAUACGCUUACUGAUCUGGUAAAAGCAGGCUUGAACUUGGAUUGGUUGCGUCAUAAGUUGGAUCAGGCUUUGGAAAAGCAGAUAGAUUACGACACACGGAUCAGAGAACUCGAGAAACAGGUCAAGAAGCGAAAGUUGGCAUUGACAGAACUUGAAGCCGACCUGGAGAAAGAGAAAGCUGCAGCUUCAGCUUCAUUGAUGUUGUUUGAUUGAAAUUUUAAGAUGAAGUUGUGCUUCUUUAUUUGAGUUUUCUCCAUUAUUUAAUGAGGAAUAGUGUUUCCUACUUCUAGUCUUUCUAUUUCAGCUUUCCUUAUUU
This is a messenger RNA of Arabidopsis lyrata subsp. lyrata, 1220 nucleotides long. Its product is annotated as MATH domain and coiled-coil domain-containing protein At3g58280. NCBI's taxonomy places the organism in Eukaryota, Viridiplantae, Streptophyta, Magnoliopsida, Brassicales, Brassicaceae. The record is from RefSeq and is a predicted model, not a curated record. Gene Ontology annotation, molecular function: protein binding. The transcript has 4 exons.